AUGCAGGACCUGAAGCAACGUCGAUGUGAUCUCAUAGCGUUGGAGCUAGUUGCGAGCUUGACGCAAGGGUUAGCCACCCGGGAGUUCGUCACUUCGGUUGCGCUGGCACUCAAGGUUUCACUUGCGGAGGAAUUACGCGAUGACGAGGAAAAUAUGUGUGCCAUCAUGCUUGACGGCGAAGCACUGCACAAAAACGGUCCUGUGGCCCUUCGUUCUGCGAUUACGCUCGUGGUUCGGUUGGCUUCAGCCUGCAACCAAGUUGCAGCGGGCCUUGCCAUCAAAGACGUCGAUAUACUGAGUCGGAGCCCUGUUGGCGGUGGAGGAUCUUCAGACAUUUACUACGGGAAAUAUCAGGACACUGCCGUUGCUAUAAAACGACUGAGGUUUCGCGGGAAUUUGCCCACUAAUUUUAAGAUGAUUUAUCGCGAGGCUCUCCUGUGGCGCAGCGCGCGCCACUCGCAUGUCCUACCUUUCCUGGGUAUUGCCGACAUCGCCGACUUUGAGCCAGACGUGUGCAUGGUGUCGCCAUGGACGUGCGACACAAUCAACACCUUUCUUCGAGAUUACCCUGCAGAUCCGCUCCGCUAUAUUUAUGCUAUCGCAACGGGCGUCGCGUACCUCCACCAUCUCGGCAUUGUCCACGGCGAUCUUUGUGGGGAGCAGACGAAUAUACUGGUGGACUGGAAUGGGCAAGUCCGGAUAGCAGACUUCGGUCUCGCGGUGCUUGCACAGUUCGGCGAGGUGGCGAGCCGUGGGGGCUCUAGGCGAUGGAUGGCGCCGGAGCUGCUGUCCUGGUCGCGAUCGUCCCCAAGGUCAACGGCGAGUGACGUCUAUUCGUUCGGGUGUACUUGUCUCGAACUUUAUUCUGGACAGCGUCCAUUCAACGGGGUUCUACGGGAUGAGCUUGUCGGUACCAUGGUUCUCAAACAAAAGAGGCCGGACUUCUCGACCUGCCCCGCCGGGAAGGUUCCAAGCCCCGAAGUGCAGAGAAUCAUCACCGACUGCUGGGCGCACAAUGCCUCCCAUCGACCACAUAUGAGCGAGGUCGUCGAAAGAUUGGGCCCGUUGAAUAAUAUACAUAUAAGCCGUUAA
Molecule: messenger RNA, 1092 nt
Organism: Pleurotus ostreatus (oyster mushroom)
Lineage: Eukaryota; Fungi; Basidiomycota; Agaricomycetes; Agaricales; Pleurotaceae
Exons: 8
Coding region: 1-1092 (363 amino acids)
Biological process (GO): protein phosphorylation
Molecular function (GO): protein kinase activity; ATP binding
Source: RefSeq, a predicted model, not a curated record